This is a messenger RNA of Salvia splendens (bonfire salvia), 1440 nucleotides long. RefSeq names its product protein FAR1-RELATED SEQUENCE 5-like. The coding region runs from base 1 to 1440 and encodes 479 amino acids. NCBI's taxonomy places the organism in Eukaryota, Viridiplantae, Streptophyta, Magnoliopsida, Lamiales, Lamiaceae. The transcript has 4 exons. The record is from RefSeq and is a predicted model, not a curated record.
AUGUUGACCCCGAAGGAUCCAACACCCGUGCCGUGCCCGAAGGCCCCGACACUCGACCCACUGAAGGAUCCAAUGGAACCACUGAAAGUGGAACCGACCCACCCACUCGAGGUGAAUCCGGAAAUCGUCCCAAAGGUGUUGUCAAACACCCAAGGAGUUGUUGAUGAAGAAGUUGUGAAGCCAGGAGUCGGAAUCAUCGUUAUGUCCGACGACGUGUUGACGGGAGCGACGGGGGACACAGUGGAUGGGACGGUGGCAGCGGCGGUAGACGAGUCAGUCGACAUCUCCAAGCAAAGGCAAGGCUCUAAGAGUUUUAUACCUGGUCAUGCAUCCAAAUCAACUGAAGUGUCUGUUAAGAGGCGUAGGUGUCGGUCGUUUAGGUGUGAAUGUCUUGCUAAGCUCAACUUGAGAUAUUUUUCAGAUGGUAUUAGCAGCGGGUAUGAGGUUUAUCAGUUUGUUGAGUAUCAUAAUCACUUAAUGGUUGCGGAUGAGCAUAGGCAUUUUAUGACGGCCAAUCGCAGUCUGGAUCCUAUCCAUCGAAGUUUUAUGGAGGAUUGUGGCAGGUGUAAUAUUGGUCCCACUCAAACAUUCAAACUUUUGAAGGAGAUAAUGGGUGGACCUGAAAAUGUUGGAUAUGCUCAAAUGAUUUUUGAUUAUAUGCAUUCUCAAAAGGAAUUAUCUGAUGCCUUCAAUUAUGAAAUUGAGGUAGGAUCUCAUGGAAAGUAUUGCAUGAUUUUUGCUCCAUUCACUGGAAAAGAUAACCAUUCCAGAGCAGUUACAUUUGGAGCUGGAUUGUUAUCAAGUGAAGGCAGAGACUCAUAUUCUUGGUUGUUUGGCUGUUUUGUUCGAUGUAUGGGGGUUGCACCCAAAAUGAUUAUCACUGAUCAAGAUUGGGGGAUUAAACUUGCUGUUCAACAAGUACUUUUGCAAACAAGGCACCGAUGGUGCAUGUGGCAUAUUAUGGUUAAGGUGUCAGAUAAGUUGCCCAAAUCCUUGCUUGGUAGUGAAGAUUUCAAAAAAGAGUUUAAUGCAUGUGUUUGGUCUGAUUUGUUAGAGCCUGAUGAGUUUGAUAUAAUAUGGAAUGAUAUUAUGGAACGGUAUGGAUUAGAAGACGUCCAUUGGUUUGGAUCGAUGUUUGAAGAUAGAGAAUUCUGGGUUCCUGCUUAUUUUCGAGAUUUUCCCAUGGGGUCGCUUCUUAGGACUACAUUGAUGUCUGAAUCAGAGAAUAGCUUUUUUAAAAACUACACAAAGCCUCGUGCAAAUCUUGUACAGUUCAUGAAUUUCUUUAACUGUGUUGUUGGAGAUCAAAGGAAUGCCAAUUCACGAUUGAACUACUUGGAUUACUCAACUAUUCCUGAUUUGUCAACCCAAUUGCCUAUUGAGAAGCAUGCAUCUACAAUCUACACUGAUAAUAUUUUCAAACAUGUAACAGGAAAAUAA